AUGGCAGGAUUAUUUGAUGGUUGUCUCCCAAUAUCUUAUUAUUAUGAAAAAUUAAAUUUGGAUAAAUUUGAAAUAAAAGAAAAUCGUAAUGCAAUUGCAUCAGUAAUUGCUGGAUCGUUGUUUGCUAUUGGCUGGUGGCUAAUCAUUGAUGUUGCUGUACGUUAUCCAUCAAAUAAUGAAUUUCAUAAGGCUCUGCUUACAAUUGGAAUAGUUGCGUCACUUGCUUUAAUUUUCGUUAAUUCAAUAUCAAAUUCACGUUUUCGAGGAGACGCUUAUCGUGAUGGUUGCGUUGGUUUAGUGUUAGCACGCAUAAUACUUUUUAUUUCAUUUUUAUUUAUUUUCGGAAGUGUUAUUGCUGGCGCUUGGAUUAUGAUUGCUUUAUAUUUAAUACCAAAUGCAGAACAUAUAUAUCCAGGUGUCGCGAUCUUUCUUCAAAGUUUACUUAUUUUUACUAGCACACUUAUACUCAAAUUCGGACGAACGGAAGAUGAUUAA
Molecule: messenger RNA, 495 nt
Organism: Rotaria socialis
Lineage: Eukaryota; Metazoa; Rotifera; Eurotatoria; Philodinida; Philodinidae
Source: the annotation of a GenBank genome assembly